Cornus florida is the source of this 1990-nucleotide messenger RNA. RefSeq names its product cytochrome b561 and DOMON domain-containing protein At5g47530-like. Bases 530 to 1741 code for a protein of 403 amino acids. Lineage: Eukaryota; Viridiplantae; Streptophyta; Magnoliopsida; Cornales; Cornaceae. The transcript has 3 exons. The record is from RefSeq and is a predicted model, not a curated record.
UGAAACGCUGCUCCAAAGGUCAAUAUGAUUCUCAUGUCAUACACGGCAGCAAUGAUGUGUGAACAUUUUUUCUUAAUUUGAUAGUUGAGGUUGAACCAACUUGGUGUGAACACACAAAAGUGGUUGAAACAUCAAGAGAGAUUUGCAUCUUUAUAAAACAUAUAAGAAAACCCCAAGACUUUCUAGGCUGCUUCCAUUCCAAAAUUUUCUUCUUUGUCUUAUUAAAUUGGAAUCAAUAUAUAUAUAUAUAUAUAUAUAUAUAUAUAUAUGCACUGACAUUCUACAAAAGAGCCAGUCAACAACCCCAACUCUUCAUCAACAACCUUCAAAGACUCCUAUAAAAUCUAUAUCUGCCCCUUUCUCAUUGAUCAAACAAAAGGUUUUUCACUACCCAGAUAGAGAAAAUACCUUGAAAACCAUUUUUUUGUAUCAAUUGGGACACACCCAGAUACUAAAAACUGGUUUUCACAAUCAGGGUAUUGAUCUUCUAGGCACCUUAAAACCAUUAUUUUUGAUAAAUCAAUCAAUCAUGAUGGAUAUAUCUUCAAAAACCAUCCCGUUUUCAUGUGUUUUCUUGAUUUCCCUAUUUGUUUCAUCAUCUGCACAAAGUUGCAGCACUUACACAUUUGCCAACACCAACAAUUUGUUCAGCAGAUGCAAUGACCUUCCAUACCUGAACUCUUUCCUUCACUGGAACUACCACCAGUCCAACAGCACAGUCGACAUCGCGUACCGGCACACCGGGAUUUCGUCCACCCAGUGGGUGGCUUGGGCACUCAAUCUCCAAGGGACAGGUAUGAUUGGGGCACAGAGUCUGGUUGCUUUCCACAACACCAGUGGGGCUGUCCGUGCCUACACAGUUCCUGUGACUAGCUAUGGGACUCAGAUGGCUGAAGGUAAUUUGAGCUUUAAUGUGCCAAAGAUAACAGCAGAGUAUGUCAACAGUGAGAUGAUCAUAUAUGCCACUUUGGAACUCCCAAGUAAUCAGACCACUUUUAACCAGGUGUGGCAAGAAGGUCCAGUUUCAGGGAACACACUUAAUGUACAUCCCAUGGCUAACAGUAAUAAAAAUUCUUUAGGGUCUGUGAAUUUCCUUUCGGACCAGAAUACUGUUUCACCCACUGGAGGAGCAGUGAUUCCAAGACUCAAAAGAAAAAAUGUUCAUGGAGUGUUGAAUGCAGUGAGUUGGGGAAUUCUGCUGCCUUUGGGUGCAGUGAUUGCAAGGUACUUGAAGGUGUUCAAGUCGGGUGAUCCAGCAUGGUUUUACCUGCACGUUGCUUGCCAGUCGUCGGCCUACGCCGUCGGGGUCGCCGGGUGGGCAACUGGUCUGAAACUUGGCAGUGAUUCUAAAGGACUCAAAGAGGAAACUCAUGGGAACAUAGGCUUGGUCCUCUUCAUCCUCGGAACACUUCAGGUAUUUGCCUUGCUUUUGAGGCCUAAGAAGGACCACAAAUACAGAUUGUAUUGGAACAUCUACCACCACUCUGUUGGAUACACUGUGAUUGUUCUGAGCAUCAUCAAUGUGUUCAAGGGCCUGGAAAUAUUGGACCCAGCGGAGAAAUGGAAAAAAGCAUACAUUGGCGUCCUCAUAUUCUUGGGCGUCAAUGCAGCUAUGUUGGAGGCCUUUACAUGGUACCUUGUUAUCAAGAGGAAGAAGGCUGGCUCUGAUAAACACCCGCACGCCGCCAACGGAACUAAUGGAGUUAGUGAUUAUGGAUCUAGACCACAGCAGGCAGUGUAGAGAUUAUACAUACAUAAUACAUCUAUGCUUUGUGCUAGGCUUGGUAUCUUUUAGACAGGGUUGAGAGGGGUUAUUUGGACACCAUAUCCCAAGGGAGAUUACUCUAGCUUGUGAUGUUAUUCUUUCUUCGUGUGAUUGUGAAUUUUUUAGUAGAUUAGGGUUCCCUUUAGACAUUGAUAUGGUGUAAUUUUUCUGUUAUAUAUGUAUUUAUAAUGUAAUAUAUAUAUAGUGAGUUCCUGUUUUCGUUUA